GGCCGUCUUUCUUUUUUAAACUUUCAACAUGCAAGUCACGGCGAGUUCCUUCGAACAAUACUGCCCCCUCCGGAGAGGAGGUGUCAUUGCACUCUUCACCAAUAUCUCCUACAUGAUAUCUGAUAUAGGGCUCUUUUACCAUUCAGUAGGUGGCGGUAAUGCACACCUGAGGCUGCUUGCCAACCGCCAAUAAACAAUAACAGACGAAGGAGAAGCCAUCGCGCAUGCGCCUGUCGCCAUUUUGGACUAAUUAUAGGAAGAGGUGCUUGUUUCAUGUGUUCUGUUUCUAGGACAUGUUUUUGGCGAGGAUUGUUGGUUGCUAUGGUGACAAGAACUCCACGGUGACCGUCCUCGAGGUAGCUUAGCUUGCUAGCUGCUAACAAAGACCCGGAAGUGUGAGUGUAAAGUGUCGCGAUCGUGUGAAAAUGUGUCCAAAUGUCCAAAUGCUGAGAGCGUUGGUGAACCAGCGACUAGCUUUGGCUGUGGAAGAAAUAUUUGUAGUGUUGGAAAGAACCAUAGCAGAGUACGAGGAGGAACUUUGUCGAACAAAAGAGGAGAACGAGCGACAACGUCAACUACUGGACGCCGUUGUCAAGAAGCCCCGGGUUGUGUUACACAGAGCAGACGUCAGCGAGGAACAUCUUCAACCUGAGUGGAGCUCCAGGAUGGGGGAGGAGGAGCCCCAGCCCCCCCACGUUAAAGAGGAAGAGGAGGAGCCCCGGCCCCCCCACAUUAAAGAGGAAGAGGAGGAGCCCCGGCCGCCCCACAUUAAAGAGGAAGAGGAGGAGCCCCGGCCGCCCCACGUUAAAGAGGAAGAGGAGGAGCCCCACCUCCCCCACGUUAAAGAGGAAGAGGAGGACCACAGCAUCAGUCAGGAGGGAGAGCAUCCUGAAGGACCGGAGGAGUUCCCAGUGAUUGGCGUCCCUGUGAAGAGUGAAGAUGAUGAAGGGGAAAGUGAGGAGAAGAGAGAGGCGGAGCCUCCAAGCAGCAGCUCAACUCAACACAUGACAACAGAAGCCGAUGGAGACCACUGUGGAGGAUCACCAGCAGACAAGCUCUUAGCUCCACUAUCAGAUAGCGAGCACACGACGUCACACUCUCCUGACAAUGAUGAUGAUGAUGAUGCAGACUGGACGUUACACCUGAGAAGUCCCACUGGAGAAGAACCAUAUUCCUGUUAUUUGUGUGGCAUCGGUUUUGGACAGAAAUCGGAUCUGACGGUGCACAUGACAACACACCCUGAAGCGAAACGGCAUCCCUGUCCCGUGUGCAGAGCCAGUUUUGCCGAAAAACAUCACUUAAUAACGCACAUGAGAAGACACACACACUCCUGUUCAGUGUGUAGCAAGAGUUUUACGCGAAAAACCACUUUGACGAGACACCUGAGAAGACACACUGGAGAGAAACCAUAUUCCUGUUCAGUGUGUGGUAAAGGCUUUGCGGGAAACCAGAACAUGAAAAAACACAUGAGGAGAAUACACACUGGAGAAAAACCAUUUCCCUGUUCAGUGUGCGGGAAAGUUUUUGCAGAAAAGUCCGAUUUGACUAAACACAUGAGGACACACACGAGAGAGAAAGUGUUUCGGUGCAGCGUGUGUGAUGAACGAUUCUCUGAUAAGUACCAGCGUAGCAACCACACGUGUGCUGGGGAGAACAGCGGCAGGAAGUGAAGCUGCACCGCUUCCUGCUGGGGAGAACAGCGGCAGGAAGUGAAGCUGAUAACAUGAAUAGUUCCCAACGCAGGUCACGUGGCUGGCUACGGUUCCCACGGUGAAGGUUAAAAAGGAUUUGGAACGAUUUGACACCAUGUAAUGAUAACACAGUCUUGUUGACGUAAUAACAUAAAAUCUUACGGAAAACAAAAAUAUCUCACAAGAGUUUCUUUUUUGGCGCUCUAACGCCAUCAUAAGCAUGUAAGAACUGUGAUGCUGGUUAUUAACAAUAAAAUAGAAAUUAAUCGAUUCCAGCUCAUAAACUCAGCUCUUAAAAACUAUUUUUGUUGUGGUUCUUAUGUCUGUUCAACCAAAGCAUC
Molecule: messenger RNA, 2032 nt
Organism: Doryrhamphus excisus (bluestripe pipefish)
Lineage: Eukaryota; Metazoa; Chordata; Actinopteri; Syngnathiformes; Syngnathidae
Biological process (GO): regulation of transcription by RNA polymerase II
Cellular component (GO): nucleus
Molecular function (GO): DNA-binding transcription factor activity, RNA polymerase II-specific
Source: RefSeq, a predicted model, not a curated record